UAGAGUCCUACAGGUAGUCAUGUGAUUAGGGGGCAGUUUAUAAGCCAUUUGGGUUCAGAUGCAUUGGUAUUGCCACCUCCUGAAGCCCACCCCAGCCUGCAGUGCACAGAGGCAGGAUUAAAACCAAUAUGUUUGAAGAAACAGAACAUGAAGAGGAAGACGGUGCAGUUGUGGAAUAUGGCGAGGAAGAGGAGGUGAAACCUAAACCAAAAGCUUUUCUGCCAGCCCUUGUACCUCCCAAAAUUCCUGAUGGGGAGAAAGUUGACUUUGAUGAUAUCCACCGUAAGCGCAUGGAGAAGGACUUAACUGAGCUACAGUCCCUAAUUGAGGCACACUUCGAGAGUCGCAAGAAAGAGGAAGAGGAACUCAUUGCCCUCACCAGCAGAAUAGAAAAGAGACGAUCAGAAAGAGCGGAGCAGCAGAGAAUCCGGGCGGAGAAAGAGAAGGAGCGGCAAAACAAGCUAGCGGAAGAAAAGGUACGAAAAGAGGAAGAGGAGGCCAAGAAAAAGGCUGACGACGAUGCCAAGAAGAAGAAAGUUCUGACCACCUUGCAGUUCACUGGUUACAUGCAAAAGACGGACAAGCGGGGAGGGUCAAAGAAGCCAACGGAGAGAGAGAAGAAGAGAAGGAUCCUCAGUGAACGCCGUAAAGAGCUCAACAUUGACCACCUGGAUGCCGAGAAGCUCAGAGAGAAGGCAAACGAACUUUGGAAGUGGAUGUACCAACUUGAGGCAGAGAAAUUUGAACUUCAGUACACACACAUGCAUCAGAAAUAUGAGGUCACUGUCUUGAGAAACCGAGUCAGCGAUCACCAGAAGAAUUCUAAAGGGCCCAGGAGGAAGAGAGGCCUGAGGAAAUAGGAAAGACUCACUGGGGGAGUGAGGACAUGCUUGAGCUUCAGGGUGGCCCAAGUGACCUUCAGCCAGUUCCUGAGGACUAACUAUGAUAUGGCAAACUCAUGAUUAUUCAAAGAAUUCUGCAAAGGCCCAUGCAUAAUAAAAACACAUGAUCAUUUUGAUUCCAAACUAUGCACAUCUUAAAUAAUAGCUGGAUUUGAUUCCUAGAAAUAGUUACGCAAAUGUAGGUCAGCAGUAAACCCGCACAGAUCUGUA
Electrophorus electricus (electric eel) is the source of this 1112-nucleotide messenger RNA. RefSeq names its product troponin T type 2b (cardiac) (gene tnnt2b). The record is from RefSeq and is a predicted model, not a curated record. Gene Ontology annotation, biological process: sarcomere organization; regulation of muscle contraction; cardiac muscle contraction. Gene Ontology annotation, molecular function: troponin I binding; troponin C binding; tropomyosin binding. Gene Ontology annotation, cellular component: troponin complex. Lineage: Eukaryota; Metazoa; Chordata; Actinopteri; Gymnotiformes; Gymnotidae.